Messenger RNA from Etheostoma spectabile (orangethroat darter), 3305 nucleotides. It is a transcript of the gene hoxa3a, whose product is annotated as homeobox A3a. The transcript is spliced from 4 exons. The coding region runs from base 959 to 2206 and encodes 415 amino acids. Gene Ontology annotation, biological process: anterior/posterior pattern specification; regulation of transcription by RNA polymerase II; embryonic skeletal system morphogenesis. Gene Ontology annotation, cellular component: nucleus. Lineage: Eukaryota; Metazoa; Chordata; Actinopteri; Perciformes; Percidae. Gene Ontology annotation, molecular function: RNA polymerase II cis-regulatory region sequence-specific DNA binding; DNA-binding transcription factor activity, RNA polymerase II-specific. The record is from RefSeq and is a predicted model, not a curated record.
CAACAUCUGUAAUAGUAAAAACAAAGGGAAAACAAUAUAACACCUUACAGACGCAAACAUUGUUUGACAAAAGAUAGUCUUCUUUUCAUACUCAUGCCUCUAAAAACCUGUGCGUAAUACUAAUUAUUUUAGCCCUGAUCAUUAAUAUUCCACCUCUUUGUUCAGUUUUAGAGGUGUUGAAGGUGAAUUAAUAAGAGCUGGUCUGCUUCCGUUCCUGUCUUUAAAAGUUUACCCCUCAAGUUGGAGUUUGAGAAGACAAAGGCUGGUGUGGGAGUGGGAUGCUGUCUAUGUCCGCCCCGAAUGAUUAAUAGUUGUGGUGGGAUUUUUCCACGCCCGCUGCUCGGUGUUGACGGAAAACAAGCGCCAAACGGUGCCGAGAAGAGAGAAGCUCUUCCGGGCUAGGACUUUUGGCAAUACAUGGAGUGGCAGCCAUAUCUACCAUGACACAUACCACGCUCUUCAGAUAGAAAUAGGUUUAUAUUAUGGUGGUUUUAGCACACCACAGCAGGAUUACAUUUUAGUCGGCAUUCUUUGCCUUUAAACCCCCUCCCCCUUAAAAAUACUCCAAAAAUCUUCCUUUGCACAAACCUAUAAUUUUCAACAUCACUCAGCUGGUCAUAGGAAACGCGUAAGCGCUUUUAUGUCGAAUGGGGGUCCAUGUAGUGAUCAGCGGGGUCGAGCAGCCACUCUUUGGUUUCAUCACCUCCACUUUCCGCUCACUGCUGACUGACACGCACACCUCACGACCACCAGGACGCGCACACUCCUUAUUUAGGACAGAAAUCCAGCCAAGUAAAUCCAGGCCAUCGCACGGUCUCCGACACACCUUGAACUGCUUUCGGUUCACCCGAGGAGGCCAUUGGCGGAGAGGCGUCACGUGACCACGGGGUGCCAAUGUUAUUCUACAAGGGUGUCAAGACCCUGUCAGUUUCUGAAAUAAAUAUUGGGAAACGGCGAGAUGCAAAAGGCAACCUACUACGACAGCUCCGCAAUUUACAGUGGCUACCCAUAUCAAAGCGCAAAUGGCUUCAGUUAUGAUGCCAAUCAGGUCCAAUAUCCCCGGGCCUCUCAUGUGGAAAGUGAGUACCAUCGACCUGCCUGCUCCCUGCAGUCUCCUGACGGCUCCGUGGCUCUGCAAAAGCCGGGGGAGAUGGCGGAGAGUUGCGACAGGACCACAGCCAUUCAGGCGGCGCAGUCGAAGGUUCAUCCCGAAAGCAAUCAACCGCAGGUGCCAGUGUCAGCCCCACCCCCUCCCCCACAAUCCCCCGGUGCUAUCAGCCAAAACACAAGCAACGGGUCCAACCAGCCCAGUGCCAAGAACGGCUCGCCGACCUCUACUGCACGCAAACAGAUCUUCCCCUGGAUGAAGGAAUCCCGUCAGAACACUAAGCAGAAACCCACCAGUAGCUCGAGUUCAGUGGAGAGUUGCCCCGGAGACAAGAGUCCUCCGGGGUCAGCAGCAUCGAAGAGGGCCCGGACAGCUUACACCAGCGCCCAGUUAGUGGAGUUGGAGAAGGAGUUCCACUUUAACCGGUACCUCUGCAGACCCCGGAGGGUAGAGAUGGCAAACCUGCUUAACCUCACCGAGAGACAGAUCAAAAUCUGGUUCCAGAACCGCAGGAUGAAAUACAAGAAGGAUCAGAAAGGUGUCGGAAUGAUGCCUUCUCCUGGCGGACAGUCCCCUCGGAGUCCCGUGGGCCCGGCCUCCGGCGGUGGUGGUGGCGGAUACCUCAACUCUAUGCAUUCUCUUGUAAACAGUGUACCUUACGAAUCCCAGUCGCCAACGUCUUACAAUAAACCUCAUCAAAAUGCAUACGGUAUGGCUACGUCAUAUCCCCCUCCUUUGAACAGCUCCCUCAACAACUGCCCGCCCUCCCAGAAGAGAUAUGCCGGGACCGACUCGGCCACGCCCGAAUAUGACGCGCAUCCUCUCCAAGGCAAUGGCAACUACGGGACUCACAUGCAGGGCAGCCCUGUUUAUGUCGGCGGAGGUUACAUCGACUCAAUGCCCAAUUCUGGGACCUCCGUUUUUGGUCUGACCCAUCUCCCGCACCCUCCGUCCGCAAAUAUGGACUACAAUGGAGCAAUCACAAUGGGCCACAGUCAGCAUCACGGAGUGUGUGAUCCAACACCGACGUACACAGACCUAACGUCGCACUACUCUCAGGGAAGAAUCCAGGAAGCGCCCAAACUGACGCAUCUGUAGCGGUGGCGCUGCCCGGAUCACUCCGCCCAUUGUCUUAUCCACCUCCAGACUCCAGACACAUUACUGCUUUGUUUCUGCGCCUCCUCACGGCACCCACCUCUCUCUCUCUUCUUUUGUUUAUGUUUUCUAUAGUUUAAUGUGUGAAGUAGCGUAGGAUAAAUAAUCACGACUUGCUUGAAUUUUUCUCUAUUUGCUCGUGUCAUUGUCUCACAAAGACCUUUUUUGGGGGGGCUGUAGGACGUCUAGAGUGGGAGGGGGGCACAGUAUAGGCCUAUUUAAUCUUUUUUUUUUAUAUUGUUUAAAAGUCGAAACUCAAACAGGGUAUUAUGAACAUAUGUUAUUCAUUUUUUUAAUGUGAAAUUGUCCGUCUUUUAUUUAUCCGCAGUUGAAGAAUUAUGUUUUGCAUUUUGUUGCACUUGAAAGGGUCCUUAUAGAACCACGAGUUGGGAUUAUGAGGAAAAUACAUUUUCAGAAACAAGGGUCACUAGCUUACACGCAACCUCCCUUGCUUGUGUUGUUCUAUUGGACUUUCUAAUGUUAUUUAUUUUGUUCGGUGUUAAGAUAAAAGAGUCCUUUAGUAUUAUUUGACACCUCUGCAAUCUUUGUGGGUUGACAGAUUGGUAGAAAAUUAGCGUCUCGGCUCCUUUCCAGCCCGUACAUGCCGUCUGCAGAAGCUCCUCGGCAGCAGCAGCAGCAGCAGCACAUCAUGUUGCUAUCAUGUUUCCAUUUUUUUCUUCUCCGAGGUGGUGUUUUUAUUUUAUCAGUGAAUGUAAAACCAAUCAGUCAUGCUAUAAGGCUGGAAAGAAGGACACACAUUAUCACUUUCUUUGUUGAAGAAAAAAGAAACCGACGUUUAAUUUUCUUUUUCGAUGUCAUACAUUCCACGCUGCUCCAGUUUGAAGAAAUAAAUAAAAUAACUGAAAUAUCAAUCAAGCAAAUAUUGCAGUUUUAAUUAAGACACAUCAGAAGUAUUUCACAAAAUUAAACAACACAUCUUUUUAAAAUUAAAAAUCUUGAAAAUGUAUUUCUAGUUUUGCAAUUCUUACAUAUCGGUAUUCUCAUAUAUUUCAUGACGGUAAAAAAUUGUAGUAGAGGUAAU